UUCCCCGGAACAGGAAAUGUCUCUAUAAAACCCGGAAGCGUGCUUGUUUCUUUAGUAGUAGUGAGUCUUGGCACUAUGUCAACCCCGGAGCUGCUGCUGGACUCUAGUAUACGGUUAUGGGUCGUUCUGCCUAUAGUGUUCAUCACCUUCCUGAGCGGUUUGCUGCGACACCAUGUGACUCGGCUGCUGCAGGAAGACAAGAAGACUGAACUGGAGCCGCUCAGUGACAGUCAGGUGCUGAUCAGGAGUCGAAUACUCAGGGAGAAUGGAAAAUACAUCCCCCGCCAGGCUUUUCUGAUGAGGAAGUCUUAUUUUAAUGAAGAAGAAACUGGAUUCUUCAAGAAAACAAAAAGGAAAGUUGCACAACGGAAUCCAAUGACUGACCCCACUAUGGUUACUGAAAUGAUGAAGGGUAAUCUUACCAAUGUCCUUCCUAUGAUUCUCAUUGGAGGCUGGAUUAACUGGGCUUUCUCUGGCUUCCUUACAACUAAGGUACCUUUUCCCUUGACACUUCGCUUCAAACCCAUGUUACAGCGUGGAAUUGAGCUGGUAUCACUGGAUGCUUCAUGGGUGAGCUCGGCCUCCUGGUACUUUCUUAAUGUGUUUGGUCUCCGCAGCAUGUAUACCCUGAUACUUGGACAGGAUAAUGCUGCUGACCAGAGCCGUAUCAUGCAGGAUCAGAUGACUGGGGCAGCUAUGGCAGCUCCUACUGACCCUAAUAAAGCUUUCAAGGCUGAGUGGGAAGCAAUGGAGAUUACAGAACAUCACUGGGCACUUGAGAACGUGGAGGAAGAUCUAAUUUCCAAGGAUCUGAAGUUAGAUUAGUGUUAUCUGCUGAUGCACGGAAUUAAAGAAGAGGGGGAAUUUGUUGGAUUUAUAUUGUAUGACAGACUACACAAGAGUAUUUACUAAAAAUUCAAUACAAUUGUAUGAAUUAUUCCGUAGCUCCUUCUGUGGAGCAGAUUUAUUACAACACUACUAAAGAUGUCUGUUUUAUGGACAAAAAAAAAAGUGCUCAUGAAAAUUGGAAGAAUACCAGUGAACCCCUCUGUUAAAAAGAUAUUAAAGGGACAUAAUACUCAUAUGCUAAAUCACUUGAAACUGAUGCAGUGUAACUGUAAAAAGCUGACAGGAAAAUAUCACUUGAGCAUCUCUAUGUAAAAAGGAAGGUAUUUUACCUCACAAUUUCCUCAGCUCACCAGAGUAAGUUCUGUGUAAAAAGUUAUACUCAGCUGCAGGUAAAAAAAAUGAACAGCAGCGCUGAGGUCAUGAACUCUUUUACUGAUAUAUCAUGAGAUUUCACUUAACGCUCAUGAAAUUUCAUUGUAAACUUCCCUAAACUGAAUAGGGAAAUAACAUGAGUGCACGAGGCUCAUCCCUUCAGCUGUCCCAGGACAUACAUACUAGCAUGCUGCUUAGAAAUCCUUUACAAUGGGAUGUGGCUACUGAGGAACUUUUGAGGUAAAAUAUCUUUCUUUUUUACAUAGAGAUGUUUAGGAGAUAUUUUCUAGUCAGCUUUUUACAGCUAUGCAGCAUCACUUUCAAGUGUUUAAACAUUUGGGUAUUAUGGCCCUUUAAGCAUUUUGAGAUUUUCAUAUAAAAUGUUUAAUUAUGUGUACUAAGAAAAGAAAAACGAAAUAUACUUUGAUUAUUUA
Molecule: messenger RNA, 1655 nt
Organism: Bombina bombina (fire-bellied toad)
Lineage: Eukaryota; Metazoa; Chordata; Amphibia; Anura; Bombinatoridae
Product: ER membrane protein complex subunit 3
Exons: 8
Coding region: 76-825 (249 amino acids)
Biological process (GO): protein folding in endoplasmic reticulum
Cellular component (GO): EMC complex; membrane
Source: RefSeq, a predicted model, not a curated record